Molecule: messenger RNA, 1158 nt
Organism: Nerophis lumbriciformis (worm pipefish)
Lineage: Eukaryota; Metazoa; Chordata; Actinopteri; Syngnathiformes; Syngnathidae
Source: RefSeq, a predicted model, not a curated record
AUGGCUGCGCCGUGUACGCGAACGAUCGGCUACCUUAUCACAAAAUGUGGGACAUCAUGCUCCACUAUAUCAAAAGCCUCAUCACGUGCAAGUCGGGAAGUGGUCAGUAGACCCUUAUGUACCAGUUCUAUCAUGUACAGGAAGAACCUGGCAGCUGCUCCCCCCGAAAAGUUUACAUUGGAGUUCAUUGAGAAGCAAGUGGAGGAAUUCAAUAUUGGCAAGCGGCAUCUGGCCAACAUGAUGGGAGAGGACCCUGAGAAUUUUACUCAGGAGGACAUAGAUAGAAGCAUCGCUUACCUCUUUCCCUCCGGUUUGUUUGAGAAGAAGGCACGACCCCUAAUGAAGCAUCCAGAGGAAAUCUUCCCGAGGCAGCGAGCUGUCCAAUGGGGGGCAGACGGACGACCAUUCCACUUCCUGUUUUACACAGGAAAACAGGCUUACUAUACCUUGAUGCAUGACAUACAGGGUAAAAUCCUUAACAUUGAGAGGCAUCAGGAUCGUCUGCGAGCCGAAGGCCUCUUUUCUUCUCUACAACUCCACAGAUCUCUUGGCAGAAGCAGAUGGCUCCAGAAGGAGGAGCUGGAAGAGUUGUUGGUGGAGCCCAUAUCUGUUCAUGAUUAUACCCACUUUCUCCAGCUAAUGGAAAGAUUGCUGUCUCUGCCCUACUGCGCCACCGAGGAGCAGUUUGUCUUAAAUUACCGCCAGCAACUUGAGGCUCAGUCUAUCAAGCAGACAAUACCAACCAUGGAGAAGGAUGAAAAGGGUGUGGCCUUUAGCACCUCAGAAGGACGAAGAAAGACAUCGAAAGCCUCUGUUGUUUUGAGAGAUUGCGGCUCUGGGUGUGUCAGUAUUAACGGACAGAACUACCUCCAAUACUUCUCGGUGAUACAAGACAGGGAGCAGCUUAUGUUUCCGCUCCAGUUCAUGGGCAUGCUGGGACGUUUUGACAUAGAGAGCAGUGUGAAUGGUGGUGGGCGGUCCAGCCAGGCAGGAGCACUGCGACUGGCCAUCUCCCGUGCCUUAACCAGCUUUGUUUCUGAGAGAGAUGUAGAGAUCAUGAGACAAGCUGGUCUGUUGACUCCUGACCCCAGAGUGAGGGAGAGGAAGAAGCCAGGUCAGGAAGGUGCCAGGAAAAAAUUCACAUGGAAGAAACGUUGA